Messenger RNA from Soboliphyme baturini, 306 nucleotides. The record is from the annotation of a GenBank genome assembly. NCBI's taxonomy places the organism in Eukaryota, Metazoa, Nematoda, Enoplea, Dioctophymatida, Soboliphymatidae.
AUGGAGAAAGACGACUCAGAACACCUCAACGUCUAUCGACCAAUUACCCUCGUUUUGCAAAUCUACAAAGUCUGCAUCUGCAUCUUUCUCAAGUACGAAGAAGGUCGCUUUUUAACAGGGUUUUCUACCAUCGACCAUAUUCAGAUCAUCCAGCAUUUGACAGAACAGUACACAACGAAUAUCAAGUGCCACUGUUUUGCUUCGGUCGACCGCAGGAAAGCGUUCGAUUCGGUGGAAUUGAUCGUUGUGGCAAACGUCUUGCAUGAACAUGUCACAGUCCCCCUUUCCAUCAAUCUGAUCGACUAA